This is a messenger RNA of Spodoptera exigua (beet armyworm), 1159 nucleotides long. Lineage: Eukaryota; Metazoa; Arthropoda; Insecta; Lepidoptera; Noctuidae. The record is from the annotation of a GenBank genome assembly.
GUAAUGUCAACAUGCAGCCGGCCAGCGGGUGAUCAAAUGGUGCUGUGACUGUGCUAUAAUAAUUAUUUUCUUCCUGACUUUCAUACCGCCUGUGAUUUUAUUAUUGUGCUUUGUUUUAGAAAACUUUAUGUAGAGAGUUUACAAACAAAUAAUUCCAAAAAUGGGAGAAUUCCAGAGAGGGGAUUCAGAUUAAACUUUAUAAAAUAAAUCAUAAUAUAUUUAUCAUUAAUAAACAAACAUAAACUUCGCAAGAAGUGAUCUGAACUUCUCUAAGAUCUUGACAAAAGAUGACAGCAGUAGAGAGUAGUGACGUGCCCCACUUAGAAGUUGAGAAAGCGGAGCACACAAGCACCGCGGCAGAGUUAUCAGCCGCUCAGCGUGCUCGCAUCGAGCGAAACCGUCUGCGGGCACGCCAGCUGCGAGACGCGCGUCUCGUGGCCCGACCCAAUAACCGGGAGCCUAUUACUGCACCCAUCGCGGCUACAGACAGUGGUGGUGGCUUUAUACCCGAAGUAGAGGAGUCGAGUCUGCCAGUGCGAGCAGUCCCACCGCCUGCGCCCAUCGUAGACCCAACAGAAAGACCGCAAUGCCUCGAAUGUGACCAGCUGUUUCCCGAAUCCUAUCUCUUCGACACGUUUGGAUACAAUGUGUGCGAUGAGUGCAGGGACGACGAUGGUGCCCAUGCCUUAAUCACACGCACCGAGGCGAAGAACUCAUUCCUUCUGAAGGAUUGCGACCUAGACCUGCGGCCCCCGGCUCUGCGCUUUGUGCGGCGCCGCAAUCCGCACGGGUCGCGGCUGGGCGACAUGCGACUGUACCUGCGCGCGCAGGUGGAGGCGCGCGCCAGGCUGGUCUGGGGGUCGGACGAGGCGCUCGAGGAGGAGCGCGCGCGCCGCGAGGAGGCGCGAGUGCGCGCCCGACACACGCAGACAUCGCGGCGACUGCGCGCGCUACGCAUGGACGUGCGCUCCAGUCUAUUCGACAAGUCGCGCGCCCUACACGAGCAUGCUUUUGGCGAGGAAAAGUACGACGAAGCCACCGAUUUAUAUUCACGUUCCUGUGCUUGUGGUCACACCGAAACUUAUGAAAAAAUGUAAAAAUGGAAUGGAUGAGAGUGUGUAAAUGAGCUCGUUUUUUUCUUUUUAUAUUUGAAUUCUUC